Malassezia sympodialis ATCC 42132 is the source of this 372-nucleotide messenger RNA. RefSeq lists its product as uncharacterized. Lineage: Eukaryota; Fungi; Basidiomycota; Malasseziomycetes; Malasseziales; Malasseziaceae. Bases 1 to 372 code for a protein of 123 amino acids. The record is from RefSeq and is a predicted model, not a curated record. The transcript is spliced from 2 exons.
AUGAAAGCCGAGCAGGCCUACCGUCGCGGCAACGUCCAAGUCGUUUGGCCGUCGUGGCUCAAUGAUUCCAUAUGCAGCUGGGUCCGACAGGGCGAAGCGGCCUAUCUCAUUCCCCGUAAUACGGAGCUCUCGCUCCUACCGCCCGAGGCGCAAGACUUGACCCAGAGCACCUUCUCCGACACACUGUCUGAUGACCAGCAGGUGAUGGAAAACCUCGCCCACAUGGACUGGGGCGAGGCGGAAGACGAGGUCGAUGCCUUUUUGGAUGACGAUGACACAGAGACAGAAAACGACUCACUUCUAGGCUCUAGCCUCACAGAAGUCCCCGGCGCCGUCACUUCGGCGACGGGCCGCAGGCGCACGGACGAAUGA